AUGAUGAACUCAAUUGUGAGUCAAUUUUCAACAUAAAAUUGAAAAUAAUCACAGAAAAAAGUGAAACUGAAAUAAAUGAGAAGACUGUUACGCCUGGGGGCUAACAGCCCCUAGUCUUACGAAAUGCAAAAAAAAAAGGGUAGGGGGAAAGAGUUUUUUCAGAGCUUGAACUAUGCAAUAUUUGUGGCUUCUGAUUUACCAGUUCUAAGCAAUUUAUGCUUAGAACUGGUAACAAAACACAAAGAAGUAAAGCAAGAACUCAUUGAAGCUCUCGGACCGGCCUUCAAUAGGAAUCCUGUGCAAGUUGUCCAAAGGAUGCGAGUUCUGAUAAAAAACCAAAAUGCAGCAAAUUGGUCAACAGAACGAAGGUAUUUCAUCAACAUUGAAGAUCAUCAAAUCAUAACACUUGGGAUGAAGAAGAAAAUAAGAAAACAGGUAUUGGCCUGUACACUUAUUUAUGCAUCAGAAGGUCAAGGCUUGGAAAAAUUGCGCCGGAUGAUUGAGUGAGUACAACUUUAAAUACAUAUACUUUAUCCCCCACGUACUCAAUAUUUUUCAGUGCCGCAAGUAGAGAUACAUUCAAAAAGGCGACGGCAAAAAAUGGAAGAUUUGUACAAUGCUUAUGA
Caenorhabditis angaria is the source of this 626-nucleotide messenger RNA. The record is from the annotation of a GenBank genome assembly. NCBI's taxonomy places the organism in Eukaryota, Metazoa, Nematoda, Chromadorea, Rhabditida, Rhabditidae.